GUUGAACAAGGGCGCUACGCUGGGCGUGGAGGAGAAAUCUGAGAAGGAUGAGGAAAAGAAGACGAAGGAACAUGAAGAUAGUCGUGCUGGUUGGUCUCUGACUCACGACGACCGGCGCAUACUUCACUCAGUCAAUCGAUAUAGCGGUGACAGUGAUUAUCGUGAUCGCGACAGGCCUAGUCAUCGCAAAUCACGUCACUACGAUGAUCGCGACAGACUUUACGAUGAUUGCCGUCAUGAAUACCGAAGGUAUCUAUUCAGAGGUUUUUUAGCUUAUGCGACUGCGAAAGUCAAAACUGCUAUUACUUUUUAUGUACUGUAUGUGUUUGUAGGUAUGUGUACAGAUUCGUAUAGGAAAACCCAGACAUCAGGGAAGCUGAAUUUUCAUGGAGCUAUACCUAGUUAUCUCAGAGUCCGAGUAUUGGAACAUAAACUUACUAAAUUUCGAGCUGUGAGCUCCAUUUGCAUUUAA
Messenger RNA from Gongylonema pulchrum, 472 nucleotides. The record is from the annotation of a GenBank genome assembly. Lineage: Eukaryota; Metazoa; Nematoda; Chromadorea; Rhabditida; Gongylonematidae.